Candidozyma auris is the source of this 651-nucleotide messenger RNA. RefSeq lists its product as uncharacterized. Gene Ontology annotation, biological process: double-strand break repair via nonhomologous end joining; interstrand cross-link repair; protection from non-homologous end joining at telomere. Lineage: Eukaryota; Fungi; Ascomycota; Pichiomycetes; Serinales; Metschnikowiaceae. Gene Ontology annotation, molecular function: 5'-3' DNA exonuclease activity; damaged DNA binding. The transcript has a single exon. The record is from RefSeq and is a predicted model, not a curated record. Bases 1 to 651 code for a protein of 216 amino acids.
AUGCCAUUUGAUGGCAGAAUAAGGGAGUUUUCCUUAUUGGGAAUCGACAAGUUCAACACGAGCUGUUCUACAUUUUUGCUUACCCACUGCCAUGCUGACCAUCUCGUGGGAUUACUUGCAAAGUCCUUCUCUGGUUACGUUUAUUGCUCAGAGGACACGAAGAGGCUUCUUCAGCUCUCAGGGAAGUACGAUAGGGUGAUGCCGCUACUACAGGCUAAAAGGUUUCAUGAACCGUUUGAAGUUCUGCUUCUGCCACCAGGCUCAUCUCUAGACUCUGAAUGCGAGCCUGUGAAUGUUACUAUUACGCUUUUGCCAGCUUACCAUUGCUUGGGCGCUACCAUGUUCUUGGUGGAGUCCGAUUCCGCAAAUGUAUUGUGUACGGGUGAUAUUAAGGCUGAGGGCUGGUGGAGAGAGUCUUUGCAGACGAUGCCGGCUCUUUCUCCGUACAUCAAUGGCAGCAAAAAGCUAGAUAACAUGUAUGUGGAUAUGAGCUUCUCCUACCGUCGGGAACCGUACAUAGAGAUCCCUCCGAAUAACGCCGGGAUCCAUACGGCCAUACAACUCUUGAAGGAUUACCCUGAGGAUCCAGAGAUUGUGUUUCUGUUUCAUGAUACAACUCUUGGGUUGAGCAGGCUUGGGCAUUUAUUUUGA